AACUGGGCGGAAAAAAUUGUAGCCAUGGGUGCAGACGGUGCAGCUGUCAAAUCUGGGACACAGAGGUGGAGUGAUAGCCCUCCUUCAAGCAGAGAUUGGGUCCUUCAUUGUCCCAUUCCACUGCAUGCCACACAGAUUGGAGCUAGGGAUGUUGAGGGUGCAAAGAGAGGUCUCCAUGAUUGGGCAGGUGUAUGACCUGUUGCACCUCAUCUGGAAAACAUACCACCUAACCCCUAAAUCAAUGAGGGAACUCAAAGCACUUGGAGCUGAACAGUCACAGUGAAUGCACCGAGUGGAGUGAAAGGGACCAGGUGGCUGCCCCAUGUGUCCCGGAGUUUGAGGACCUUCCUAAAACCAGGGAAGGAUGGUAAUUCCUCUGGCCAGUUUACAGCCGUGUAUGUGCACAUGGAGCAUCUGGCAGGUGCCUCGGCCAGUGCAGAUAGCUGGCAGAGCAAAGAAGGUCAAAGUCAGCAUGGAGGAUGGGACAUGUGGCAUUUUGCCACUUCCUGUCAGACCUUUUCUCUUCCAUCAGCAACUUCAGCCUGCAGCUUCAGAAAAACAAUGUAAUCCUACCUCAGGUAAAGAAGAGAGAAAAAGGAGGCCAGGGGAUUACUUUUAUAUUCCCCUUAACAUGUUGCUUAUAUUAAGAAUAAAACUGACUUCCCAGGCUGUUAGUGGCAUCGAAUCUCUCUUGGCUACCAUAGAAGCCAUGGCAGCUAGCCCCAAACCUGAUGGUAAGCUGUCUGAGUUCCUUGCAGCCAUGAAGAAGCAGCGCCAACAGAGAGGAGGAGAACCUGGGGCUGGGACGUUCAAGUAUCAGGAUGUCACGCUUUCUAAAGGUGAAGCUGCAGAGCUGGCAGAAGGUCAACCAAUCAGCCAGCGUGCUCCCAGACUGCAAAGAGCCAUUGUGCUGACCUGUGAGUCCACGGUGAAACACCUGAAGAAUAGAUUUAGCAGCCUACUUGAAGAGAACACAAAGGAUGCACCAACAGCCAAGGCAGUGAAGUGUUUCAAUGUCUUCAGCCAUGACUCUUGGGCAGAUAAUAGGCUGGAGCUCCUGAACCAUGGUGUGGAAGAGGUGAACUUUCUCCUACGACACUUCUCCACUGUCCUGGACAGGAAUGGCUGCAGCAAAGAAAAGGCCAAAGAGGAGUUCCAACUAAUGAAAAUGACGAUAAACACAUCAUUCAAGGACAAAAGCUAUCUUGGACUGUGGCAAGUCAUGACGACAAAAGAGCCCUACUGCUCAGACUUUGCGAAUAUCCUACACCUGGUCAAAAUCAUGCUGGUGCUCCCAAUCUCUUCAGCAGUCUGUGAAAGAGGCUUCUCGUCAGUAAACAGAAUCAAGUCAGAUGUUAGAUCAAGCCUGCAUACUGAAACUGUUGAGGACCUAAUCCGUAUUAGUGUUGAGGGGCCACAACUGGAGGACUAUGAUGCCAGGCAGGAUGUUAAGCAGUGGUUCUCCCAGGAUAAGAGGAGCAGGAGGCCUAACUAUAUGAGCUGGUCCCUAGAAUGAGAUGAAUUGCAGGGAAGAAAUUAAUGCUGCUUAGUUCAAGUUCAGUUUGAAUUAAUUAGCUUUAAGUUUAUAAGUUAUUUAUUACGUAGUUUUUAAGUUACCAGUAAGUUCGAUGUUCAGAAUGUUAUGUUCAAUAUACGUUUAAUAACGUGGAACAGUAUUUUUGUACUGCGGCUCAUGCAGAGAAACUUGAAUUCAGAUUAAAAUAUUUUGCAAAUAUCAAGUUUGGGUCAUUGUCAAUCUUUAACUUUCAUCAACAUAACAUAUUAAUAACACGCUAUCCAAAGAAAAAUAUGGCGCUACCUAAUUUGUUUUGGUGCUACUAAAUGAAAAGCUAGGUGGCACCAGUGUUACCUGUGAAAAAGUUAGUCUGGAGCCCUGCACCAGCACCAACAGCAGUUCCAGCACCAGCAACAGAAGACCCAUCACCAGCUCCAGGUCCAUCAUCAGCAUCAGCAACAGAGGCCCUGGGCCACUCUGUCAUUCCAAAAGGACUUGUGGAGCGCUGCUCCUUCCAAAGCCCCCAGAAGUUCAUAAAUGAUCUCCUACAUGGGAUGUAUACCAGGGAAUAUAUGGCAGGCCAGUCAUCCAGCAGCUGCACAGAAGGAAAACCUGGCCUAGCCAAACAGGACCUUGUAGAAAUAACAAAUGCUGCAAAGUUGAAGUUCACCUACGUAACUGAUACGAACAUAAAAGCAUUUAUACGACAAAAGCUGAACAAUGCUGCCAAAUUUCAGGAACAAUAAA
Gadus chalcogrammus (walleye pollock) is the source of this 2263-nucleotide messenger RNA. Its product is annotated as zinc finger protein 862-like. NCBI's taxonomy places the organism in Eukaryota, Metazoa, Chordata, Actinopteri, Gadiformes, Gadidae. The record is from RefSeq and is a predicted model, not a curated record. The transcript has 9 exons. Bases 365 to 1516 code for a protein of 383 amino acids. Gene Ontology annotation, molecular function: protein dimerization activity.